AAGCCGAUUGGGCUCGGGUGUCAGGGGGCGGCCGCUUGCUGGUCACUGGCAAUGUUUUCCCCUCUCUCCGCUUUCCCGCCCAGCUUCGCCCCCUCCUCCGCCCUCCGCUCUCGCGCCCCUGUGGCUGCGGGCGCGUCGGCGCGGCCGAGGCGGUGAUGGCGGCCGGCGGCGCUGCGGCAACCAGCGCCGCAGCGCCCCCGCGGUCGCAGUCUGCGGAGCUGCAGGCGCCGUCGCUGCCGAUGCCGAUAGGGCGACGGCCGCUCGCAGGGAGCGCGCGAACAGCGCGCCUCUGCCGCAGCGGCCACCGCCCGAGCACGGCUGGCAGCGGCGCUCAGCAGGCGGAAGGCGGCAGGGCCGCGGCGCCGCCGCCGACGCCGUCCCUCGGGACGCCGCCUGCAGCGCCGCCGCCGCCGCAGAGCGCGCUCGGCCUGCACACGUCGGCGCUCGGCGCCGACGCCUCCCGAGAGCAGCGGUGGGAGGCCUUCCAGAGCCAGCUGCACAGGCGCCGGCCGCGCCCCACCUCGGCGCCCGCGGGAGCCGCUCCUGGAUGGGGCCCACGGCUUGGCGGCGAGAGCACAGAAGCACAGCCCAGCAGAGCCCAGCGCCACCCGUGCACCUCUGCGCCCGCCACGCCCCGCGCCGGUGCACCUCCGCGCCCGCGGUCCGCCGCACCGGCGGGCCCCGCAGCCCUGCCGCGCCAGACCUCGCCGACGCCCGCGGAGGGCCAGGCAGCCUCGCCGCGCCAGCCCGCGCCGACGCCCGCGGAGCGCCGCCCCCUGCCGGCGCCGCAGGGCGGAGGGCGCACGGCGGCGCCAACCUGCAGGGGAGGCCAGCUGGGAGAGGGGCAGGCUUCCGCGCCCAGCGCCCCGGCGCGCCCCGCCACCGCGGGGCGCGCACCCGCGAGGCCGACGGAGGCGGCGCCACUGGGCCUCCGCUUGCCCAAGGAGUACGCCAGGCGGUCUCGGCCCACGACAGCCAGGAGGGGUUGCUCCAAGCAUGCCAACGUCGGGCGGCCGCGGCCGAGGAGCCCGCCGGCAUCCGCGCGUGGUGGCGCCGGGCCCGCGGCGGAGGCGCUGCUGUCUGCGUGCAGCAGCAGGAUGCCAGGCCACUUGGCGGAGGCCGCGCGCACGGGCUGCAAGCUGGACGUGGACCCGCAGGCAUCGCUGCGCCCCCUCGUCGGCAGCUCUCGCGGCUGCGCCGCGGAGCUGCACCUGCGCGAGUGGCUCUCGUGGAUGGGGGGCUCUGAGACCGCCGCCGCAGACGGAGGCCACCAGCUGGCGCUGGCGUCGACGUCCCAGGAUCUGUUGUCCCCGCGGAAGCCGUCACCCGGGGGCCCCGGCUGCGCUGGGCAGGCCAGCAGCACAGCUGGCGGCGAAGAGGGCCUGCGGCACGGCCCGAGAGAUGGCACCGCAGCGCGCUUCGGGCAGGCAUCGGGCCCGGGCCCAGGGCCCCGCAAGGUAGCGCGCCUCUCGUUCUUAGGCAACGGCCAUGCUGCUGGCGCGCUUGCCAGGAAAGGCCACCAGGGACAGCGCCGGGCGACCAUCAGCUCGCCUCGCGAGAAUGUCGAGAGCCGGGACGACGCUUACACGAGCAUCUCCAAGAUCGCUGGAACCAGAGCCAUGGAGAUGCUACGUGGCGAGCCCAACCGCACUUUGGCGCCAAAAACGAUGCGGUUCAAGGCCCUGGCCGAGGUGGUCGAAGCAGCGAUGGCCUCCCACCGGGCAGGCCAGCUCGGGAACACGGUGUUAGCGAAGAGGGGCUCCCACUCCAGGCGCAACUCCAUCGGCGCCCCAAAGAGGCGCAACUCCACCGACGCCAGGCUUUUGGCACCUCGGAUUGAGGAGGACGCCCUUGGCAACCUCGUGGUGAGAAGGAGGGCCAGCGAUGUUCGUACGUUCCUGGAGGACCCAGACGAGCUGUUCGACCAGUUCCAGCACGACAAGGAGAUGCACCGCGACAAGCUGCAAAUGGCCCUGGAGCGCGCUGGGGUCCUGUGCGUGCGCCGGGAGUGGAUCGACGAGAUCUUCGAGGGAAUCACCAAGUACACGGUGCUCGACCGAGAGGAGUUCGAGGACUUCGUGGAACGCUACCAGAGCAGGGUCUACCAGGAGUACGAGACCGCGUUCGCAAACUGCGACUUCAAGAACAGCCGUCAGGUGCCGGUGACCUCUUUUUCCAACAUCCUUGCAUUUCUGGGCGUCACUGUGACCGACGCCGUCAUCAAGGACACCGCCAAAGAGGUCGAUCAAGGCAAUUUGGGGCAGAUAGACAUGCAGCAAUUGGAACAAUUCAUGGCGAUGCUCUGCCUCCAGCAGGGCUUCAGCAAACGGGAGUACACUCGCAUCAUGAACGCAUUCAGCCACUUCGACCUCGAUCGGUCUAGCAGCCUUGACACAUCGGAGAUCGCGGAGAUCUUAAGUUACCUGAACUACGCGAUCCUACCCGACAACAUCGCCAACAUCGUGAAGGAGAUGGGCGCGGAAGAGGACAGCCAGCUCAGCAGGUCUGAGUUUCUGGUCUUCAUGCGGAAGGUGCGGGAGUUUGAGGUAACGAAGAUCUCGGAGUGUCUGGCGAGGCCCGACGCGCCGACCAGCAAGCUCGAGCUCCUGCAGUUCGCGAUGCGCAGCCUCAACUACGUUGCCGACCUGGACGUUAUCUGGAGGUGGCAGAAGAGGCUGGGAUACGCCUGCCUGGCGAUGCGAACAAGAAUAUUAAUCGGCGCCCGACCACGCUUGUUCCCCAGGCAUCUCCAGCCGGAGGCCGAUCCACAAGAUUUGCCAAUGGCCCAGCCACCGUCAUCGAAGGCGAUGGCAUGAGGCGCGCCUCGCUCGCCACUACGUCCGCAUUCUCGUUCGACAACGUGGGCGGCGGGGACGGAGGCCGAAACGUGGCCUCCUCCAGGCGGAAGUCCGUGCGCGAGAUGCGUGCCUUGCCUACGCCGACGUCGCCGGUGCGGUCCAGGGGGCCUUCGAAGGAGGCGGUGCAGGCUGCGGAGGAAGAGGCGAACUCGGCGCCCACCCUCAGCGAGGUGUGGGAGUUCUUGGAGGUCUUCCGCGCCCGCGAGGGGUUUACGAGGGUGGAGUGCGACGAAAUCGAGGCGGUCUUCGGCCAGUACCUGGCUUCGUCGGACGCGAACGGAGAGAUCAGCACGCUGGAUGCCGGCAGGGCGCUGCAGUGGCUCGGGCACGAGUCGCCGUACGAGGUUCUCCAGCAGCUCGUCAGCCAGGUGGACAUCGAUGGUUCAGGCCGCCUGUCCCUUCGCGAGUUCAAGAAGCUGGUGCGGAAGCACCGGGAGCGACAGUUCAAGCAGGUCCGCUCCGUGCUGGAAGAGGCUGGGAUCAAUGCCGACCAGAGCCUCGUAUCCACACAGGAUUGGAAGGCGGCCAGCAUGGCCAUGUCUAGGGGCAUCUCACCCGCGCACACGGGUGACCCGCACAACCCGCGCACAGGGCAGCUGCUCAGCGGAAGGGCGUCCAAGCGUUCGGUGGGUUCGGGCGCCUCGAACCAGGACGUCGUCGAAGCGAUGCGGACCUUUGGGACUCCCAAGGGUCUGCAAAGGACGAGCUUCGUCUCUUCGCUGGGGGGGAAGGAUGCGACGUCGCACUCGAAUCUCCGCCUCAGGUUCAGGGAUCAUGAUGACGACGGGGAUGGCAAGCUGACUACGGAGCAGCUCUACAGCUUGUGCUUGUCGGAAUACGCAGACGUGCACGACCCCGCCCUGAGCGUCGAGAUGAAGAAGCUGUUGGAUGAGGCCGUUCUGGAGGCGUCAGACGGCUUCACCUUCAAAGAUGUGCAGCGAGUGAUGCAGCGAUUCUACGACUGGAAGUUGAAGAUGAAAUUGAUCAAGGAGCAGCAGGUUGUGGAGGGGUGCAGCUUCACCUUGACCCAGGUCCGCGGUUUCCGCGAGGUCUUCAAUGCCAUCGACACUGAGGCCAACGGUUUCAUCAGCUUCGACGCCUUUGGGAGCAUGCUGACACGCAUCUCACCGAUGAACAAUAGGCUAGCGAAGCAGCUGGCCGAGGUUUGGGUCCGAAUGCUCCCCCCCAGCCAAGUUCGUGAGGGCGCUGAUUUUCCAGACUUCCUGCGCCUCAUGGAACAUCUGCUCGAGGAGAAUUUCGCAGACAUCAAAGGCAAAACUGCUCAUUACGGCUUAACGUAAGCGGUACUCAUCGGCGAGAGAGUCGAGAUUGAGUGCAUUGUGAGGCGAGGCGCGUAGGGUCUGUGACCUGCAGGUGCUGUACGUGCGCGAUUUGACAGCCUGAGGCAGACGUCUGAGCAAUUCAACUCACAGAUGAACAUCUGCGCUCGAGCUUGACAAGCCCGACGAUCUCGAGGUUAAGCGGGCUGAGACCUCCUGUCACCGAAGACGCGACGAGCAUCCGUGAGCAGCUGCUGCGGCUGCUGCUGCUGCUGCUGCACGGGGCCCUCGCCAGACCAAGGUCUGAUUUCAGUGCCCGCACUGGCGUGCCGUGCCGCUCGGCGGUGCACAUUCGGGACAAGAUGUUCCAACGUGUUCGCAUGUGUUUUUUUUUCAGUCGGUAUUCGCAUAUGCUGUUGGCAGUCGUCUCCAUUCAACGAUGUUGUCUGCUCCGCUGCUGAAUUGGCAGUACGAGUGCUAAACUUGGGCUACGGCUUGGUGGCCGCCCAGCCUGAGACGUCUUUGACCCCCUGCGUCCCUUUCCGCAGAAUUGCCGCCCCGAGGCGACCUCUGGAGGCCCAAGAAGUCCACUCCGCCUCCGCCCAGCCUGAUCGCGGUGCUCUCGAUACCGCCCCCACUCUGCUGAUUCUGCUGGGGAACGAUUUAUUAAUACCCCCUGGCGCGCGCGCGGCUAAAUUUCCCUUGUGCAGUUGCCUCCGAGAUGGCUGCCUAGCUUCCCUUCUCUCCCUCUCUUCUUGAAUGGUUGUGCACUUGAAUAUGAUCAACACAACAUUUGCCCAUCAUGUUGUUUCACAUCGCACGUGCUUCCUGGAGUGCCCGUGUCACGCGUGUGUCUCAGCGAGCCCGACCGCCCUCAAGGGUCCCGGGCGCGGGUGAGCCCCGCAUCGCUGCAUCCGCAUCCGCAUCCCUGGCGCGCGCGCGUGCAAUACAACCUUCGGAGCUCAACCAAGGAAUCGAGAACAACUUCGCCGAGAUCGCGGGUCUCAGGGCACAGCUGGAUGCCGUGGAGCAGUCUGUCGGAGGUGAGGGGAGCCCCCCUACCUAGAGUAUUAUCUCAUUUCCGCGAUGUGGCUACUCGACUGCUUGGGCUACUGCAGCAUAGACUUCGCAGCAUACUCGAACCGUUAGAGUAGAGACUCAACCAGUCUGCCGAACGUCUACGUUUUAUGGGUCGUCGACUCAGGACUUGCAGAACCAGGUUGUAGCAGAACGACCGCUUGAUAAAGGGCGCUCCCAAG
This is a messenger RNA of Prorocentrum cordatum, 5397 nucleotides long. The record is from the annotation of a GenBank genome assembly. NCBI's taxonomy places the organism in Eukaryota, Dinophyceae, Prorocentrales, Prorocentraceae.